UCUGAGAACGUUUCUACUUCUGUUCCUCUACUCCUGUUGGUUGAUUUUAUGCUUGUGUUAGGAUGGCCAUUUUAGGCAACUUGAUUUUUUUUUUGUCUGACACAAUCUGCUCAAAGAGUAAGCAUUUCCUACAGGCCAGCAAUGGCUCAGUUUAGGGUUCUGCACUGAUCACCAGAACGUUGUGAGUUCAAAUCCCAGGACUGCCAGAGAACCAUUGUAUAGUCCUUAAUCAAGAAGUGUCCCUGAACUCAAAAACAUCUCUCUUUCUGUCUCAAGAAAAGGAGAGGAUGGAUUUUAUUGUUUAUUAGCUGCUGUAACGAAAGUGAUAACAGAAACUUGUUUCAAGUAAGACAUUGUAAUUGUCGGCAAAUUGCUGUGGUAUAAGGGGAAUAAAGAACACUUCAGGACAUGUUCUUAUUGGAAAAUAAUCAACUUAUAAAAGUUUGAUAGGUUUGGCAUUUCCAGCAUACUCAUUUGCCCAUAUUCUGUUCUGGUGUUCAUUUGAAUAGAUUUUCGUAUGCCACCUGUAGUAAUAAAACAGCUUCUCUAUAUAGACUAUUUUUAAUGGUUUAAAAUUACACAUUUGGGAAUGCUUUAAAACUUGAAUUAGAUUCUAUGUCAGUUAAAAGUCACUUUGGAUUGAGUAAAUGGAAAUGCCAAGCAAAACAAUGGAACAGUAAUAACACUUAGAUAGACUUAAGUUCUACAGAGCAUGUGGGAGUGUGUGAAAUCAUAUCUGCUUAGUGAAUGGCAGCUCUUUGUGCACCACUCGGGCAAUACAUCACCAGUGAAUAUGACUCUGCUGUUCUUUGCUUUGCCCAGUGAUGACAUCUUCCAGAGCAGAUGUUUCCCCAUCAGUGAACCAUGCCAGGGAGAUCCAGAAUUCACUGCGAGCCUAUAACAUGGUGUCCUAGUUUGACUAUUGUAUAAAAAAAAAAAGUUUCCGCCUGUUUGUUAAUGUUGAGUCAUUGAAACACUGUUACGUUCUGUUCUAAUGUGUAGUACUAGAACUUCUUGACUGCCCUCUAGGCAAGCUGAAAGAUGUGUGAGGUAAAAUUGCUCCCUGGACCAAAAUGAAAAUCAGAUUUGCGGGUCGUUGGGGCAGUUUAAUGUUACCGUUCCAGGGUCAUGCUGGAUCCAGAGCCUAUCCCGGGAACACUGGGCUUGAGGUGGGACACUGAAUGAGACACACCAUGCACACCCAAACAUAAGACAAUUAAUUUCCCUUCACUGGAACUAAGAGGCCCAAACUUGUUCCAGCUGCACAAAGCGAGCUCCAUGAAGACAUGGUUUGCCAAGGUUGGAAUGGAAGAAAUUGAGUGGCCUGCACAGACCCCUGACCUCAACCCCACUGAACACUUUUUGGAUGAACGACUGCAUCCCAGGCCUCCUCACCCAACAUCAGAGCCUGAUAUACCAAUGCCUGGCCUCACUAAUGGUCUUGUGGUUGAAUGAGUACAAAUCCCCACAGCCAUGCUCCAAAAUCUAGUGGAAAGCCUUGCCAGAAGAAUGGAGAUUAUUAUAACAGCAAAGGGGGAAUAAAUAUGGAAUGGGAAUAUGAGUGUGAUGGUCCGGUGUCCACAAACUUGUGGGUAUAUAAUGAGCUGUUUAGACUUAGUAGUUUUGCUCAAGGCUCAAACACUGGCACUAUGACAGUCCUGGGAUUCAAACAUACAAUCUUCUGGUGACUAGUGCAGAAGCUUAUCUACUUACCUACCAGUUUUCUGGACUGCACAAUGCAGGUGUCCAUAAAUGCCUGCAUUUGAGUGACUAGUUUCCAACGUUUUGUUCCAAUCCUUAUUCCCACAAGCUUAAUCACUUACUAUACUUACUUAUAAUCACUUACUACAUAUUAUAUACCUGAAUUAAAUUUCAGUGUGCUUAAAUUUCAGUAACUAGUGCUCAUGGUUUCAUGAUAUUGCCACAGCAUUCUCCAUGUGCUGGUUGUAGACAGGUUCAUAGUUCAUAGUUCAUGUAAACAGUGAGGUGCCUGUCUCAUUAGGCUUAAACUUCACAUAGUUUCUGAAAGAAGUUAAAGCACUAGUCAAAAUUCAGUGCCUUUACAUGAGUAACAUGUGUACAGCAGCACAUAGUAGGAGUCAUUUGAUCAGUCCUGAAAAAUGAAUACAUUUUAAUGCAAUAAUAAGUAAGGAAUGAAACAUUUGGGCGCAUGCUGUUAUACGAAAAUAAUCAACGGCAGGGUGGUGUGAUGAAGUAUUAGCACCCUGAAGGUAAUUAUUUUCCUAUAACAACAUAUUUCUCUUAUACCACAACAAUUUUUCAACAGUAAUAAAUUCAAAUUUAUUAAAGUUCCUGACAUUGUGACAGCAUUCAUGUGCGUUCCCUUCGUGAUUACAAUAUUUCCGAUAGGAUGUGAAGGCGGCAUAAUACAGCUCACAGAACAGUGUGUUCUCGUGGAAAGAAGGCAGUAGAGUUGAUGAUGUGUCGUAAUUGAGUCAGUAUCAGGUGUUAGUCAUUAAGAGAUGCAGCAAUCAACACUGUGUGUGUUAGGAGCAGACAUGUGCUCUCUUUUUAAUUAGAUAUAUGGGAAAAACAAAUGGUGCAUAACCAGUUUAUUCAGAUAGAAUGAUUUUGUGUUAGUGUUUCAUAGCUGCUAAAGUAAAAACAGUGAACAUGGUAGUAGUACACAGUGAUAGGACGAUAUAUUAUCCAUAUGGAGAUAUGAAGUUGAGUUGUUGCACUUGUUAAGUAACAAGUAGCUGGUUUUUCUACUGACUGUGUUUUUUUUUCUUUUUCAUGUUAAAUAAUUUGUGUAAAUGUUUAAAAAAAACUAUUUUGCAUGUUUUUUUGUUAGCAAACCUAAAUAUCAGAUAAUAUAAUGAUUUAAUAUCAAUGUCAUGAUAAAUUGUGUCACAUUAUAUUUUUCUGAAAUAUCACAGGUAUCGUGAUUUAAAUAUAUUUUUUUAAUAAAAGUUGCAAACUCUGUAUGCAGCUGAUUUUUUUCCCAAUCUUCCCAGUCAGCCUGUGUCAACUGUAGUUUCAGAUUCCUGUUCUUGGCUAACAGGUGUGAAACCUGAUGUGGUCUUCUGUUUUUGUAGCCCAUCCGCUUCAAGGUGUGUGCACUGAGAUGCUUUUCUGCUCACCACGGUUAUAAAGAGUGGUUAUGUGAGUUACUGUAGAAUUCCUUGCAGCCCGAACCAGUCUGAUCAUUCUCCUUUGACCUCUCUCAUCAACAAGGUGGUUCAGCAUGCAGAACUGCUGCUCAGUGGAUGUUUUUUGUUUUUUGCACCAAUCUGUGCAAACUCGAGAGACUGUUGUGUGUAAAAAUCCUAGGAAAUCAGUAGUUUCUGAAAUACUCAACCAUGCCACGCUCAUGCCAAGUCACUGAGAUCACAUAUUUUCCCCCUUUUUAAUGUUUGAUGUGAACUUUAACUGAGGCUCUUGACCUGUAUCUACAUGAUUUCUUGGUUCGUGCUGCUGCCACAUGGUUAGCUGAUUGGAUAAUUGCAUGAAUGAGGAGGUGUACAUGCGCUCCUAUUACAGUCUCUGGUGAGUGUAUAUCGUGUAUCAUAGAGACGUUUUCUAGCUUUGUGAUCGUCACGACCCAUGCCUAGUUAUCAGUCAUCACAAUUUCUUCCACUAUUUUGUCAUGACAUAUUUGCUCUAUUGCCUACCCACUGUAUUAUUUCUGAAGUGUAUUUGUUUUGUCAUUCAAUGUUCAACAUGGGGUUCGUUUAUGAAAGUUAAGGUUAGCGAUGGGGGCAGGAAUCAUUGGGAUGAAAGCACAUCGCCUACGCUGGUUCAAAUUUGCCCACAUUUUCUAAUGAGAUCAGGUUCUCAGAGUUCACUAGAGGCCUGAGUCGGUGUUGACAUCUAGCUGAGUUGCUGUGUGAAGUGCUGCGUCACUGCUCGCUGAUCAGCGUUUCAGACGACGCGAGCUCGCCAAAACUGCAGCGGUGCUCGGCUUCGGCAUUCAAAUAACCUUGCCAAAUCUGCCAUGCCACACGUUUCCCAGAUUCCAGCGAGCUGCAGGACCAGUGACGGAGACAGAGAGGGAGAGAGAGACAGACUUGGUGGCGUAGUGAAGGAGACGGACAUCAGUGGACACGGAAAGAGGAAAGAGUGUGAAGCAGGGGCGCUUCAGGAGGCCUUCUCCUAGGGGAAACCCUCGCAGUCGCAGAAGUUCUGUGAGUUGUGGGUGAUGACGUCCUAUGAAGCUCUGCACUGGAGCUGAUGUUCCCAAUCAGCGGGGGACUCCGGAGCCAAGGCUGGGCGACUCCGGAGCGGACUGAGGAACUGCAGAGACCCGCUCCUGUAUCGGGAAUCCACUCUGAUCACCUCGAUCCUUUCCUCCCUCCUUUUGCAACCCCUGCAAACUCCUCUGUCAGGCUUACCCCUGAACCAUCUCAGUGCAGUUACCAUGUCCAGCCGAAGGAAGUCCUUCACUCCCUGCAUGGUCUCUGUUAGUGAUGUGGAAAUGGGCGGCCCUAUGGAAAUGGAUAUCUUGGAUGACGAACUGGUGGAGGACAGACCAUCCUCUCAGCAGCCUUCAUUAGAUAUGCAUCAAGAAUCUAGGCAAUGUGUGGCUGAGGAGGAUGAGGAGGGUCAUGUGGAAGGGACAGGAGAGAAGAUGGAAGAGAAGUCCUCCACCCCACAGAAACCACAGAGUAGGGGCUACCAGUGUAAGUACUGCUCCUUCUCUACCCAGAAUCUCAGCGACUUCAAAGAGCAUGUGUACUCCACGCACCCCAACGUCAUUCUGAACCCUCUGUACCUGUGUGCUGUCUGCAACUUCAGCACCAAGAAGUUUGAUUCCCUCACAGAACACAAUGAAACAGAGCAUCCAGGUGAGAGCAAUUUCAAGUUCAAGCGGAUCAAACUUGACAAUCAGACCAUCCUAGAGCAAACCAUUGAGAAUGAGGAUGACUCAAACUCUCCAGAAUCUAAGCUUAUGCAAGAUGAUGAUGCCUUUGAAUUUUUACCCUCAUGCCCAUCAACCAUGCAGAAUGUUGAAAAUGCAAUCUUUAAUAAUGGAAAUGAGGUAGAGAGUAAUUUAGAUCAUCUGCUGUUAAAGGAUCAGAUCACAGCAGUGAAUGUAAAUGGGACAAUCAUCUUCCCUGAGCCCAUGAUGCUAGAGGGGCUCUCCCAUGUCAUGCCUCUUCUGCAGCGCCCCCCGAACCUGAGCUCCAUUCCAACAAUUGCCGUUCCUCUGAACACAAGCAAGUACAAUCCAUUACUGGACACCAACACUACGCUCAUUACAUCCUUCAAUAAAUUCCCCUAUCCAACUCAUGCAGAACUCUCCUGGCUCACUGCUGCUUCCAAGCACCCUGAAGAGCAGAUCAAGGUGUGGUUCACCACCCAACGGCUCAAACAGGGCAUCACCUGGUCACCAGAAGAAGUGGAAGAAGCCCGCAAGAAGAUGUUUAAUGGCUGCAUGCCUCCUGCUCACCACACAUUCACCGUUUUGCCUACGCCUGUGAGCGAACAAGUUGCCACCAGCCAGUCUGUUGCACCAGCAGUGUCCUGCCAUGUUACUGGACAGUCCACUCUGUCACCGGCUACCACUGCAAAUGGAACUUCUGGUGCCUGUGCGACUGUCACUGUGACAACAGUUACUAAUAUGCAUAAUCUCAAGCGCCCUUUGGGAACAUCAGCAGUGGCCCAGGAUGUAAAGCGCCCCAUGAUUCUCACAGAUGAACACAAAGAAAAGUUACGUAUGGCACCUCCACCAGUCCCACCCCUAGAGAGACUAUCCAUGGCUCCUCCUCCUGUACCUCCAGAUGGUAAGAGAUCCAUGCUCCCACCUUUGAUUGCAACAGACAUGAAACGACCUGUUGUUGCCCCUUAUGCUUUGCCCAAGGGGAAAAUGCCAAUGGUAUUUCCACUGGCACCCCCUAAAGAUAAGAUACCCAUGGCCCCCCCUCCCCUGUUACCCAGAGAUAGACUACCUAUGGUUCCCCUAGUUUCAACUGAAUUAAAGAGGUCUACAGUUCCCCAGCAAAUGAGAAAUCAAGCUCCUGCAUUUUCUGUCAUUUCUAAAGACAAACUGUCACCUUUACCUACUGAUGUAAGCUUACCCUUGGUGCCCCCAUUGGUGACUUCUCAAGUGAAGAGACCACCAAUAAUUCAGACUGCACGGGCCCCACCUGUUGCCCCAACCUUGAUCCCCACUUUCUCUCUGGAGAGUAAACCACUAGAGCUGUCAGUGGAGCAAAAGCCCACAAGCUCAGAGAGUCGACCCACAGAGAGUCAGAAUGGCAAUAAUAGAGUCCCCUGUGGGGAUGGUAAAAAAUGGUUUUCUGAUCAGAGUGCACUGGCCCAUAAUGGUUUACGGCACUUAAAUAAUAACUUUGCUCCAAAGGAGCGUCCGAAAACAGUCCCAACCCAGUUCCCUCUCCUGGAAAGACUGAAGGGGAAAACUGCUGAGCAGCUAAAAGUUUUAGAAGAAAGUUUUCAGAGGAAUAGUUUCCCAUCACACAACGAGGUUGACCACAUUGCAAUCACCACAAGACUCUCCAGAGAGGAGAUUGACAGCUGGUUCUCAGAAAGAAGAGCCCUUCGAGACAACUUAGAAAAGGCCCUCCUAAAUUCCAUGGGAUCCAAGAGGACUGACAUUGCAGAGAGAAGAUCACUUUCACAGCACCAGCAUGCUUUGCUUAAUGGAGUUUACAAACAAGGUGGGCUACCCAUAUGCCCUCUGCCUCCCAUCAUUGCCCCCACCUCGUCAUCUGUGCCUAUGGAUAGGAAGUCUCUCAAUCUCCUUAAAGAUGUCUUUGUCCAAACACGGUGGCCUUCACCUGAGGAAUAUAGUUAUCUGGAGGCACAGACAGGUUUGGCUCGUACUGACAUUGUCAAAUGGUUUAAAGACAGCCGUCUGGCUCUGCGCAGUGGAACUGUAGAGUGGAAAGAGUUGUUCCACAAGCUAAGUGGCAGCGAGUCGAACGGCCGGCUGAUCUCAGAUCAGCCCUGCAAUGUCACUCUGCCAAGCCAGGAACGGAAGACGCCUACAGCAGAGUGCGCCAAACUAAGCAGCCAAGAGAUCAAAGAAUGGUUCAACAACUCACUGGGCCAGCGUGGGCCUGAAGUGGGGAGGAACGGAGGCCAGAAUGGAGGCAGCGGGGAGAAGUGUGGAGGCUGGGUGGAAGAAGCAGUGGGUACUAAGAUGGCUUCGCGAGAGCUGGUCUCAGACACGGAUUAGGGCACAAGAAUGAGAUGGGUAGGAGAAGAGGGUAGGAACUGCUGCCGCUGUCAUUUUGCACAGGAAUGGAUGAAAAGAAAGAAGAAGAACAAGAGAGGUCUACUCUGAGAUGUAUUUUUGGAACCAAUGAUUUUGCUCUUGCCCUUUUCCACUGCACCAGCUAGCACACGGCACCAGACAGAACCAGAAGGAGCCUGGUCACAGCGCAGAGCCCUAAUCUGCAGCAGUGAUUCUGAAACACUACUUGGUGCUUCAUGUGGUUUGAAGCAGUGCGGGACAGAGCGAAUGCAUGGAGGAGAACAAGACCAUUGAGUGCCAAAGCUGGAUUUGCUGCAUAACUACACUUUAAGAAAAAAAGGUUCUUGUAAAUAUUUUUUUUCUGUACUGCUACAGAUUUGUACAAUUUUGCCGGGAACUUUUGUUACAUUUUAUAAUGGGAGCGAGAGGCCCCCAGAUUUUGCUCUAGCUGGUCUUUUCAGUGGACAUGUCCUACAUUUUUUGUAACAACACCAUGCACCACUACAGGCAUUGGCAAUAUGUCAAACGGACGUUCAUUACAGUUUGUCUUUGGAGGGACUUCUUCAAAUCAGUGCAUUUACUGACUGUUUCAAGGUGCUGUUAAACUUUCUGGAUAUUACAUGCCGUCGCUUUUGCUAUAUUUACAGUUCUUACAGAGUGACAUUUUGCAAACAACAGUUUAAAAAGGAAAAAUCACUUUGCUGUUAAACACACCAAUGGACAAAUCUGCAAAUCUGUUUUGUCCUGUACAGGAAUAAAACACUCUCAAUCGCCAGCGUUUAUAUGUGAUAGUUCAACUCCAACUGUAGAAACAAUUAACCCGGUACCAGAUACAUGUUCCAUAUUUACUGCUUCUGUAAUGUCAGCGUCACAUAUAUUAGAAAUACUGUACUUAUACCAAGGUCCUGCUUACUACUCUCCAAAAGACAGAUGUUGUCUGCUGUAAUCCAAUAAAACACAGCCUACCUAAA
Pangasianodon hypophthalmus (striped catfish) is the source of this 8151-nucleotide messenger RNA. RefSeq names its product zinc fingers and homeoboxes protein 2. Bases 4382 to 7162 code for a protein of 926 amino acids. Gene Ontology annotation, biological process: regulation of transcription by RNA polymerase II. Gene Ontology annotation, cellular component: nucleus. The record is from RefSeq and is a predicted model, not a curated record. NCBI's taxonomy places the organism in Eukaryota, Metazoa, Chordata, Actinopteri, Siluriformes, Pangasiidae. The transcript is spliced from 4 exons. Gene Ontology annotation, molecular function: DNA-binding transcription factor activity, RNA polymerase II-specific; DNA binding.